This is a messenger RNA of Solanum lycopersicum (tomato), 2724 nucleotides long. RefSeq lists its product as uncharacterized. The record is from RefSeq and is a predicted model, not a curated record. NCBI's taxonomy places the organism in Eukaryota, Viridiplantae, Streptophyta, Magnoliopsida, Solanales, Solanaceae.
UGCGUGGUUCACACUUCACACCACCAAAAUCUUUUCUAUAACCGUAGCUGCUUUCUCACAGUUUCAUCUCAGAGUUUUAACUCUCACAAGACGACGACGCCAUUAUCGAUCUGAUUGAUUAGUCUUUGUCUCUUUCCAUCUACAACAAGACACGCACAUACUCACCUAUUCCCUGUCUCUAUCUCUUAUCAAAAAAUAAUCAUAAUAAUAUAUGAGUCGGUGGACCUCAAUAUCUGCUUUUACACUGCCCGAUUUCGCACAACUAACUUUCCCUAUUUCUCAUUCACACUUCUGCCAUUGAUUUUACAGUGGUUUGUGUAAGGAUUUAAGUGGGUGAUUCCUGUUGGUUAAUGAUCUGAGGAGGAGGUUUUUUGAAUAGCAAUGGUUAGUAAAACCAGAACUAUGCUGGAGGGUCUGGUUAAAGAGGGGUCGUUUAAAUGGUUGACUAAAACCCCGAGUUCAUGUGAUGAAGAUUCAGAUGAGAUGGGGUCUUCAUCCACUGGCAAGAGUUGGUUGCCAGAGCUAUCCCCUGCUGCAAAUGUAGUUAUCCGAAAAUGCUCAAAAAUCUUUGGUAUUUCCAUGAGUCAACUUCAAGAAAACUUUGAGGCCGAGGCUUCUGAAUCCAUAAAGCAUAAAUCUCAGUAUGCAAGGAACUUCUUGGAAUACUGUUGCUUCAGGGCUCUUGCCUUGUCUAUACAAGUAAAUGGUUACCUAGGCGACAAACAGUUUCGACGCCUUACAUUUGACAUGAUGGUUGCAUGGGAGUUUCCAGCAGCUUCAAGUCAGCCUUUUGCCAGUAUGGAUGAAGAUGUCACUGCUGGUCUUGAGGCCUUUUCCCGUAUUGCUUCAGCAGUUCCUAUAAUUUCCAAUGCGAUAGUUACUGAUAGUAUUUUCGGAGUGCUUACAUCAUCAACAGGCGGUCGACUUCUAUUCUCAGUCUAUGACAAGUACUUGACCUAUUUGGAAAGGGCAAUUAAAAAAUUUAAGAACCAGUCUGAGUCAUCCCAUCUGUCUGCCUUACGUACAACAAGAGGGGAGAAAAUUCUGGAGCUAGAUGGGACAGUGACAACCCAGCCAGUGCUUGAACAUGUGGGAAUUUCAGCAUGGCCUGGUCGGCUAACUUUGACGGAUCAUGCUCUCUACUUUGAGGCACAUCGUGUUGUAUCUUAUGACAAGCCAAAGUUAUAUGAUCUGUCAGAUGACUUAAACCAGAUUGUUAGACCUGAACUAACUGGACCAUGGGGCACAAGACUCUUUGAUAAAGCAGUCUCGUACAAAUCAGUUUCCUUGUCAGAACCUGUUAUAAUGGAAUUUCCUGAGCUUAAAGGACAUACACGCCGUGACUAUUGGUUAGCCAUUAUUCGGGAAGUUCUACAUGUGCAUCAGUUCAUACUUAAAUUCCAGAUUACUGGAAUUGAGCGUGAUGAGGCGCUUCUAAAAGCUAUAUUUGGCAUAUUGCGAGUACAAGCCCUGAAAGAUAUGAGCUCCAAAAAUUCACUUUGCUAUGAGGAUCUUCUUAUGUUCAAUGUAUGUGAUCAACUUCCUGGAGGAGACCUUAUACUAGAAACAAUUGCAGAUAGGUCAACUGUGAGGGCACUGGAGAGGACAAACUCUCCCAAACCUAAAAACAGAAUGUACUCAAUUUCAGCUUCAGCCCUGGCUUCCAACUUGGGUUUAGUUUUUGGGACAAGUUCGCAUGUUCCUAAUGAGCCAGGAAUUGUUGUGGGUGAAAUUUCUGUGGGGGAGAUGACUCCCUUGGAAAAAGCAGUUAAGGAAUCCAGAAGCAACUAUAGAAAGGUGGUGCAAGCACAAGCUACGGUUGAUGGGGUGAAAGUUGAUGGUCUUGACACCAAUUUGGCAGUGAUGAAGGAGUUGCUCUCUCCUAUGAUGCAACUUGGGAAUUGGAUUCUUCUUCUGGCUUACUGGGAAGACCCUUUGAAGUCCAUGAUUUUCUGUUCUGUUUUCUCAUUUAUUAUUGUCAGGGGAUGGCUGUGCUAUGCCUUUGCACUGUUGCUAACUUUUUUUGCCGUCUUUUUGGUAAUAAAUCGCUGCUUAAGUCAAGGCAAGACAGUUGAUGAACUAAAAGUAAUGGUUCCACCUUCAAUGAAUGCCAUGGAGCAACUUUUGGCUGUUCAAAAUGCAAUAUCUCAAGCUGAAGAACUAAUCCAGGAUGGAAACAUUGUUCUUCUCAAAUUUCGCGCUUUACUUUUGUCUAUCUUCCCACAGGCAACCGAGAAGUUAGUGGGUGUUUUUUUGGUUUCGGCACUAGUUCUGGCAUUCUUACCUUUGAAAUACAUAAUCCUUCUGACUUUUCUGGAACUCUUCACAAGAUAUUCACCUAUCCGGAAAGCAAGCACAGAAAAAUGGUCUAGAAGACUAAGGGAAUGGUGGUUCAGUAUCCCUGCGGCUCCUGUAGUUCUUGAAAAAGCCAAAGAAGACAAAAAGAAGAGAUGAUGAAAAUCUUUUGACAUACGAUCCAUCCGCGGAGCAAUAUCCUAGUAUGUCCUGUGGUUGUACAUUUGUAUUAUAUGAGAGAAGAUAAAGAUGUAACUUUCACUGGCCUUGGUGAGGUCUCCAUUAACGUUUGCUUUUAGUGUUGUAUCACUGUCUCUGGGUAUUGAAAACUUAUUAUGUGUUGUAUCCUACUAAUCAUGGGUUAUAAGAUCGGAUUUCUUAUCAACAUUUUGAUUUUAAAUCAUCUAGAGAAACAAUUGGCUUGGUUAA